AUGGCACAAGACGGAAAAAUUGAGGGUAAAACCUUUUUAAUAACUGGCGGUGCUUCUGGACUCGGAGCAGCGUAUGUCGAAGCGUUUUUAACAUUCGGAGCAGAGAAAAUAGCCAUACUGGAUGUCGCCGAGAAAGUUGGCAAAGAUUUUGCAGAAAAACUUAAUGAAACAUACAAAAACAAAGUCCUCUUCAUCCGAUGCGAUGUUAGCAAAGAAGAGGACAUUAAGAACAGCUUUCAAGAAGUGUUAACUGCAUUCGAAAGGAUAGACGUUAUAAUCAACAAUGCAGGUAUCAUGAAUGAUUCCAUAGAUGCUUGGAGAACAGCUUCAGAUGUCAAUUGGCAAGGUCUAGUGUCGUUCACGAGGAAAGGCAUAAGCCACAUGCGCAAAGAUGAGGGUGGAUUGGGCGGUAGCAUUAUAAACAUAUCUUCGACAGCCGCACUCGUUAAACUGGAUAUUCUGCCUGUGUACUGUGGCUCUAAGGCUGCAGUAUUACACUUUAGUAGGAGCAUAUCGUCCCCUGAAUUCUACGACAACACUGGAGUUCGCAUACUGACUAUAUGUUUUGGCCCGACAUCUACACCACUUCUGAGUAACCUUCAAUCUAAGUUUUUAGAUCAGAAAGUCUCGCAGCUGUUCUGUGCUUCUUCUGAUUAUCCUUAUCAAAGCGUUGAAACUGCUGUAGAAGCUUUUCUGAAGAUGUUCCGCGAAGGCGACCCUGGAUCAGUUUGGCUUUCCACGUGCAGCAAACCGGUUCAAGACAUUACAUCUAUCUUGGACGACGCCAACAAGCCAUUGCAAAUGCUUUUGCUCCCUGAAGGUGUCACUAAUGUUUCAAAAUAA
Molecule: messenger RNA, 843 nt
Organism: Pararge aegeria (speckled wood butterfly)
Lineage: Eukaryota; Metazoa; Arthropoda; Insecta; Lepidoptera; Nymphalidae
Product: 15-hydroxyprostaglandin dehydrogenase [NAD(+)]-like
Exons: 5
Coding region: 1-843 (280 amino acids)
Cellular component (GO): cytoplasm
Molecular function (GO): oxidoreductase activity, acting on the CH-OH group of donors, NAD or NADP as acceptor
Source: RefSeq, a predicted model, not a curated record